This is a messenger RNA of Drosophila montana, 5889 nucleotides long. It is a transcript of the gene sas, whose product is annotated as stranded at second. NCBI's taxonomy places the organism in Eukaryota, Metazoa, Arthropoda, Insecta, Diptera, Drosophilidae. The record is from RefSeq and is a predicted model, not a curated record. Gene Ontology annotation, cellular component: extracellular matrix. Gene Ontology annotation, biological process: cell adhesion; signal transduction. Gene Ontology annotation, molecular function: integrin binding; heparin binding. The transcript has 10 exons. Bases 206 to 5389 code for a protein of 1727 amino acids.
UUGUAUGUGCUUCAGCCGGAGCGGUUGCUAGACCAAAACCAAACGCAGGCGUGUUAAUAAUUAUUCUCUAGAAACGUGGCCCGUGCGCUUGGCCAGCUUUGAAAACCUUUGCGCAUCGGUCGUUUGAUCAUUUCAAAAUUAACAACAAGUGCAAAGGUGUGAGACAAACUUACCAAAAAUCCAUACCGAAAAUACAAUACAAAAAAUGCAAGCGUGUAGAAAAAAAAGAGCUCCAGGCGAUACAGCGUCGAUUCUGUGGAGUAGACUCUUUGUGGCCAGUCUCUGUGGAUUAUUGCUGCUUGGCAUUCAAAUUGAGCGUGCGGCGUCUGCGCCUGCAGGCGAGGAUGAUGCUGCAGCCGUUCCCAGUACCAUUAUGCCAGCGUUGGAUACAACUACUGAAGCUGCCUCCACAGCCAACACAACGGCAACAACAACAUCGACAACAACAACAACAACAAUUGGCGUAGAACAAAGUAGCGAGUCGACUGCGACUGCGACUGCGACCAUGUUGGAUAGUUCAACGACUUUGGGACCGAACAAAUUGAACGCGAGCGAAGCUGUUGCAGCGAUCACCACAAUGCCGCCAGCAGUCGUCGUUGGCAGCGCCACCGAGAAUGGCAGUUCCAAGCAGGAGGAAACUACUUUGCGCUCCACCAGCAUUGAGCCGAUUACCUCUACGGAGCCGACAACUACUCCGCGCGCUGAGGGUGAAGCGCCUGUGUCGAUUGUCCAUCCGUCGGAGCUGGAUCAGACGCAUAUACAGCAUAUUCCGUUAAGGGAUGAGCAUGCGGAGAGCGUGGGCGGCGAUGCCACCACGGAGCAGCAGCAGCUGCAGGAGAAGCAACAGCACCAGCAACAACAAAACGAACUGUUGCUCAACCAAAUCUCUAAUGAGAACGACGACGAUGCCAAGGACUUUAAUAAUUUUCGACAUCCGGCAACGCUCAUAACGGCCAGCAACAGCGAUGAGAACGAACCCGCCACCAAUGAGAAUGAAAGUGACAACGAAAAGAACGCACUCACAUCGACAACCAGCACAACAACAACAACAACGUCGGCGUCGACGUCGACGAUCACAACAACUGCAGCUCCAGCAACAACAACGACAACAACAACAACAACAACAACAGCGGCAGCAGCAACAACAACAACUGAGUCCGAAGAUCCCUAUCAUGUGCAUAUACUGUCCGAGAAUCAUGAUCGCCUGGCCGAGCACGAAGAUUAUCAAAUGCUGUCGAGCAGCACCGAGGAGGGCGAGCCGGCGACAACAACUGCACCAGCGACAACAACAACAACAACAACAACUGCAGCAGCGACAACAACCGAAUCGAGGGCUGGCAUUAUCGUCAGUAUGGAGAACAAGGCAACAGCGCAGCCAGCAACUGAGACGACAUCAACAUCCCGAGCACGCGCCAUGAAUAUGAAUGAACCCGAGACCCAGCACCCGACUGUGCGCGCGAUUGAGGCCGGGGCGGAGGCGGAGGCAGAGGCGGAGGCCACCACAGUCAUACCGCGAUUCGAAGUGGACGCGGCUCCAGUGAUUAGCAUUGUUGAAGGACAGCAUGUGCAUGGUGUGCAGCACCCAAUCGAGGACGAAAGAAGCAGCAGCAACUCCACAACAACAACAACAACUGAUACGCCAUUGGCUGCAUUUGCGGGCGAGGGUCGCUCGGCAGGAGGCGGCGGCAACGAGGACGUUGAGCUACUGUUCCGACACAAUGCCACCAUGCAACAGGCUCUGAUGGAUCUCAGCGAUGUCAGCAUGGACGAGGAGCGCACUGACCAGAUAACAACUACAACAACAACAACAACUACGACCAGCACAUCAACGCCACAGCCGGAAACGGAAGUACCGAAAAUUGUAGAGAUCACAGCCAGCGGGGAUACCAUGCAUCGCGAAUGCCUGGCCAGCAACAAGAGCUACAAGCACGGCGAGAGCAUGGAACGGGACUGCGAUGAGCGUUGCACCUGUAACCGCGGCGAGUGGAUUUGUGAGCCGCGCUGCAAGGGUGCCACCUAUCCGCGUGGCAGCCAACGCACCAUGGCCAAUCCGCAUUGUCACGAGCGUCUGGUGGAGGAGGACGAGUGCUGUAGGACAAUGGAAUGUGACGAGCCAUUGCUGGAGCCCAGCGUGGCCACAGCCGAGGCGGGCAUGCCAGCUGCGGCCAACAGUGAACAGAACGAAGACACCACACCCAAGCCGCGCAACGACUGCCAUUACCAGGGCGGCGUCUACAAGUUCCGCGAGCGCCUGGAGAUUGGCUGCGAGCAGAUCUGCCACUGCGACGAGGGUGGCGUCAUGGACUGCCGACCACGCUGCCCGGAACGCAAUCAUACGCGUGCCGACAAGUGUGUCUAUGUCAAGGAUCCCAAGGAUGUGUGCUGCCAGCUGGAGCUGUGCGAUGUUACGCUGGACGAUCACGAGCAACAGCAGCCGCUGGCUCCGUUGCCGUCGCUGCAUGGCGGCCAGAACAGCAUUGGGGAUGAGCACGAGCAGGAGCGCAGCUUCGGGCUGGAGGAGCAGGCGCGCGACGCUAGCGGCGCCACGCCCACCUGCAGCUUCAAGGGCGCACAGUAUGAGCUGGGCCAGCAGUUCCGCGAUGGUUGCGAGCAGCUGUGCAUCUGCAACGAGCAGGGCGUACAUUGCGCCAAGGUGGAGUGUCCCUCCACCUUUGGCCUGGACGUGCUCAAUCCACAUUGCAUACGCUGGGAGCCAGUGCCGUCUGACUUUAAGCCGGUGGCGCCCCACUGCUGUCCGGAGAGCAUGCGCUGUGCGGAUAACGGCACCUGCACAUACCAGGGCAUGGAAUUCGAGAACUGGUCACCCAUUCCGGCCAAUCUGACGGGUUGCGAGAAGCAUUGUUACUGCGAGAAUGGCAAGGUGGAAUGCCGUCCGGCUUGUCCGCCCGUGCUGGCGCUGCCGCCAGCUGAUUUACCCUGUCAUCCCGCUCAGGCGCGUCUGCUGCCCAUUCCCGAGGAUGAGUGCUGCAAGCACUGGACAUGCGCACCGCUGGCACCCAAACUCGGCGGUCAGCCGGAGGAGGAGGAGGCGACACAGCAAGAGCAACAAAACGAGGCGGCCAGCCAAUCCUCAUCUCCGACGGCGACAACGACAACGACAACAGCAACAACUUCGACGGCAGCCAACAAAGGGUUCCAUGAGAAGCCAACGGAUGUUGACUACGAAAAGAAAUCACAGCUAAACGCCUUUUAUCCCACGCUGGAUGGCAAGCCGCCCAAAGCGGGCGCGGGCGUCUUUGACAAGCACGACAAGCUCCACAAGAAGGCUCAACAGCAGCAACAGCAGCAGCAACAGAAUGACAUCAAGUACGAUGUGCACGAGGAUCAGCAGGAGGACGAGGUGAACAGUGGGCCACCGCUGCCGCCGGGCGGCGGCUUCGUGCCGCUGCAGCUGGGCGGCCACUACAACGAUUAUCAACAGCAGCAGCAGCAGCAGCAGCAGCAACAUCAGCAACAGCUCGGACCCUUUGGCUUCUACCAUCCGGGAAAGCCCGCCUAUGAUGCAUACAAUCCCUAUGAGCCGUAUGGCAUUAAUCCGAACGGCAUACCGCAGGGCAAGCCGCCGCCGGUGCCUACUAGUCAGUCGGAUCUGUUCAAUAUUCUGGGUGCAGAGCAGCCCGGGCAUCCGGCACAGACACUGCCCCAGAAGGACAAUCACAAUCUGCCCUCGCAUGUGAGAAUCGAACAGAUACUGCAGCACUUGCAGCAGAGCGUACCCGGCGGACCAGGCGGAGCAGCACCCGGCCCACAACAACAACAACAACAGCAGCAGCAAGAACGACCGCUGCCGCCGCAUUAUGUGCCCAUUGUGCACAGUGGAGUGCCGCCGCCUCCGCCUCCACAUGGCAUUGCCAUAGUCGAUGGCCAGCCCGUGGCCUACGAGAGCUAUCCGCUGAUACCCGGCCUGGGUGUGCCACCCCCAAUGCAUCAUCCUCAGCAGCAGCAGCAGCAGCAGCAAAAGCAGCAGCAACACGAAUCCUUGCAGCAGCUGCCUAGCAUUACGCCCAGCUCGAGCACCAGCUCUGGCCUAUCCACGCAGGCCAGCGAGCACAGCCUGCAUCAGACUCAGAGCCAGGCGCCGGAUAAGCGACCCAUCCAGCAAGCAGGCCUCAACAAUCUGCAACCAGAUAUCGAAGUGCACACGCUGGAACCGAUUGAUCCGCGUACCAUUCGCAUUGUGUUCACGGUGCCGCAGGUGUAUGUGAAUCUUCACGGACGCGUGGAGCUGCGUUAUACGAAUGGGCCGAGCAACGAUACGUCCAGCUGGGAGCAGCAGAUAUUUGCGCCGCCCGAAGAUCUGAUUGCCACCUCGCAAAUGGAGUUCGAUUUGCCUGGCCUGGAGCCCAACUCGUUGUACAAGGUGAAAAUAACGCUGAUCCUGCGCGAUCUUAACUCGCAGCCAACGAGCAGAGUCUUCACGGUCAAGAUGCCGGCGGAGAGAACGAUAACGCCGCCGCCGCAGAUUUCCGACUACAGGCCGGACUUCCAGGAUAUAUUCAAGACCGUCGAGGAUCCCGAGCUGAAUGUCAGUGAAACGAAUGCCACCUGGCUGCAGCUGACCUGGAAGAAGCUGGGCGACGAUCAAAUGGAGUACGUUGAUGGGGUGCAGCUGCGCUACAAGGAGCUCACGGGCAUGAUAUAUUCGUCCUCGCCGCUGAUACACCGCACCCUCACCAGCUACACCAUACAGAAUCUGCAGCCCGAUACGGGCUACGAAAUCGGACUCUACUACAUUCCGUUCGCGGGCCACGGAGCCGAGCUACUCGCCGGACACAUGAUCAAGGUGCGCACCGCACCCAAAACGGAUGUCUACGGAUUCGAUGUGAUGGUCAAUGUCACCAAGGUGAAGACACAGAGCGUGGAAAUAUCGUGGAAUGGCGUGCCGUAUCCGGAGGACAAAUUCGUGCACAUCUAUCGCGCCAUCUAUCAGAGCGAUGCCGGCAAGGAGGACUCCAGCGUCUUCAAGGUGGCCAAGCGGGACAGCACAACUGGCACCCUGAUCAUGGACCUCAAGCCAGGCACCAAGUAUCGCCUCUGGCUGGAAAUGUAUCUGACCAAUGGCAACACCAAGAAGAGCAAUGUGGUCAACUUCAUUACCAAGCCAGGUGGUCCAGCGACGCCGGGCAAAACUGGAAAACUGCUCACUGCGGGCGUCUCAGAUCAGCCAGUCGGCGACUACUACGGUCCGCUUGUUGUUGUUUCUGUGAUUGCCGCACUGGCGAUAAUGUCGACGCUUGCCCUGCUGCUGAUCAUAACCAGGAGGCGGGUGCAUCAGACGGCUUCGAUAACACCGCCGCGGAAGAGCGAUGCGGCCUACGACAAUCCCUCGUACAAAGUAGAGAUACAGCAGGAGACAAUGAAUCUGUAACGGGUCAAUCUGAUGGGCAAUACUCAAGGCACCCAAACUAGCUUAAAACAAUGUUCUUGUAAAUACUUCAAAACUCAAACUCAGUGUCAGUUAAAAUGAUGAAAAGAAUAUAAUUUUCCAUUCCCCGGCGCAGGAUUUAAAAGGAUGUCCACACUAAAAGGCCGCCAUGUUGUAUGUAGUUAUUAAGAAUUCUUCGAAAUGAACUAAACAUUUUUUUUUGUUAAACAAUUGCAACUUGUGUAUAUAGAGAAAUAGAAGAGAAAACUGAUAACCCCAAGAAACCAAUUGGCCUCGCCUGGGGCGUGUGAAAUGUUAACGUUUACGCAAUUCUUCUAGCGAUUUCUAAAUGCAUAGUUAGUUUAACUUGUAAAUUGUAGCUUUACACAUUAUUUAAGAACGAACAACAGCAGUUCUUCAAGUAACAGUCCAUAAAUAUUUAAAUUAGCUUGUAAACGUACAGAGAUAUGCAAACCUUAUGAAUAAAUAAAAUAUUAAAACUA